GUGCCAUCAUUGAUGGUCAGCCAGUGGUCCUGAUGCGGUAUCAAUGGAAGUUCUCCAGAUAUUCCUCUGCACCGACAGUGUUUAAACGGCCAAACGCGGACUCGGGGCGGGGGUGACGUUGAAGGGGAUAAGAACCCAAAGGAAAAGGCUUCUGCUAAUGCUCUGAACGGAGCGGGAUCUUGCUUCCUCCAACUCUCCAAAGAUGGGAGUGUUCAGCCGGCAGAAGUUUUUCCAGGAGCUCACUCAUGGCUGCCUGCUGCCAACAGCUCAGCAGGGCCUGGAGCAAGUGUGGCAGCUGCUGGUUAUCUGCCUGCUUUGUCGGCUGCUCUGGAUGUUUGGUCUUCCCGCUUUUGUGAAGCAUCUGGGCACGGUGGCUGGAGGUUUCUACACCCUUUACCUCUUCUUUGAGCUCCACAUGAUCUGGGUGGUGCUGCUCAGCCUUCUGUGCUACCUCUUUCUCUUUCUGUGCCGCCAUUCCACCAUUCGAGGCACCUUCCUCUCCAUCACUGUGCUCAUCUACCUUCUGCUGGGAGAACUGCACAUGAUGGAUACUACCAACUGGCACAAGAUGAGAGGAUCCCAGAUGGUGGUGGCCAUGAAGGCCAUCUCUCUGGCGUUUGACUUGGACCGGGGUGUGGUGACCAGUGUCCCCUCACCCCUCGAGUUCAUGGGCUACAUUUAUUUUGUGGGCACUGUCAUCUUCGGCCCGUGGAUCAGCUUCAGCAGCUACAAAGAAGCUCUAGAAGGACGUAAGCUGAGCUUUCAAUGGCUUUUAAAAGUGUCACUCAGUUGGAUCAAGAGCCAAAUCUGCUUGGUUAUUUCCAACUGUGUGGCUCCCUACCUGUUUCCUUAUUUCAUACCUGUCUAUGGAGACAAGCUGUUAAGAAGCAAGAAGAGGAGGAAGGUCAGAGGGAUGCUGGCUAAGUGGAUGCUGGCAUAUGAGAACACAAUGUCUUUCCACUUCAGCAAUUAUUUUGUUGGCUACUUGAGUGAGACAACGACGACGCUUGCAGGAGCGGGCUUCUCUGAGGAGAAAGAAAACCUCAAAUGGGACAUGAGUGUCACCAAGCCGCUCAGCAUAGAGUUUCCCCGCUCCAUGGUGGAGGUGGUGACGUCAUGGAAUCUGCCCAUGUCUCGCUUUCUGCACACUUAUGUUUUUAAGAGCGCGCUCAGAUUUGGGACCUUCUCCGCUGUCAUGUUGACAUAUGCAGCCUGUGCCCUUCUGCAUGGUUUAAGUUUUCCUCUCGGGGCAGUGCUGAUAUCUCUGGGGUUCAUUACAUACAUUGAACACGCAUUGCGGAAGAGGCUUGCAGUCAUCUUUAAUGCAUGUGUGCUGUCAAAGAAAUGUUAUCCAAGCUGCAAACACAAGAACAAAAAGGAGCUAUGGGUGUAUAUGAUUAACAUAGCAUUCAGUGCUUUAGCCAUGCUUCACUUGACCUACCUGGGCUCCGUGUUUAACUCCAGUGUGGAUUACAUGGAAGAAGAUGAGGACGAGAUCACCCAUCACACCGUUCAGAAGUGGUCCGAGCUGAGCUGGACGAGCCACUGGGUCACUUUUGGAUGCUGGAUAUUUUACCGCCUCCUUCUCUGAAAGUAAGCGAUGAAACUGGAGUGAAGGAAGCAGUAAUCAAGAGAGGAGAAGUAGGUUUUCCACUUCUGCACUGUGACUUUAUCCUCCAUCAGACCCAAGAGUACACAUGCAGCCUGUCAACAAACCAACAUGUAGUGUUUAAGUUGGGUUACACAUUGACUGGGUCAUUUCCUCUUCAAGCCUGGUGGGGGACUGGUUCUGAUAUACAUGAGAAGACAGCAUGUGGUGCCAUCUUUUCUGUCUCUGCACCAUCCCCUCUGAAUCUGAGCCACAGUUAUCAAGCUCUCCUGUUGUGGGUACUGAUAUCUCACCGUGAGGCACAAUCAAUAGCUGUCAGCACAGUGGAGAUCAGCGGCUCCUUUCUUUACAGACAAGCUGGAGAGACUGUUUGGCUGAAGUCCUCCAGAGGUUAUGUUCCCUCAUCCCAGCAGGUUUAGAGUUUAGGACAAACUUAGUUACACUUUUUAAACUGCUUACACCCGAACCAAAUACCAGAAAAAGUAUGCUUCUUCUGACUCUUCAACCAUUGUUCAUUAUCUGUUUGGACUUACAUAAAAGAAACACCUUACAGUUUUACUGUGGGUCAAUGUUUGUUUAAAAAAAUUAAACAAAAUGCAAAAGUCAGAGGUGGUAAAUAAAAAAAAAUAUUAAAGGAAAGCAGCUUCUGGAAGCACAGUUAGGAACGAUUUCAGGAAGUCUCUUUCCUUUAGGUAAAUUAUUAGUUAAUAAUAAUUCCUUUAGAAAAUAUUUUUUUAAGUUGUGUUUCUAAAAAGUAAUUCAUCAAAAUUGAAUUGAACUUAGAAGAGCAAUAGCCAUUCAUCAAAUCCACAAAUGUAUUUACUUUAAAGCAAUUCUUGAUUUUGUCUGGCAAAAAAAUGCUUUUCUGUUCUUUUUUAUUGAAAGAUUUCAUAAUUGUUUUAAUGAAAGCUACAUUUUAUUUUUUUUCAGUUUAAAUAACUGUUCAUGUGAAACCAGUUUUAGAAUAAACGUUUGAAAAAAUGAACUGUUAUUUUAGUUGUAAAUCAAAUCAAAUUGGGAAAUUGUGAAAUGAAAUGAAAUUAAUUGAAUAGCUUGCCAGUGAUUACCAGUCUAAUAUUUUAAUUAGAUUAUUCUUUACAAAAUGUAAUAUAAAUUUGCAGACAUUUGUUUGCAUGUUGCCCUCCGAAUCGCCAGCCACACUGUUUCAUUACAACACUUAUCUUUUUCAGCUUUUCUUUUGUUGAUGAUGAGCCAAAUUUUACCUUUCAGACAUAAAGUUUCUCAUCUAAUUCCUAAACUUGUUGUAUAGAGACAUUUAUGGUAAAGUGUAAGUUCUGUUAAUGCAACAAGCCCAAAUCAUCAUACUCCCACCACUGUUUAGAGGGAAGGGCCUUUUUCCUGCCAACCCUUGCAAAGCUUAAAACCUAUUCUUGAGUUUAAAUACAUCUUAAAUUAUCUUAGAACUAAGCAAUAAAGUAAUUUCAACUUGAAACAUGUAUGUAUUUAUGAUCCCAACAGAACCCUGUAGAAUCAAAGUUUUUUUUGUUUUUAGUUUUUCGUUUUUUUGCUCACCAGUGGAACGACAUAGUUUGAUUGAGAAGUUAACCAGCUGGUUCCUAAAGCAUUUACAGUCUUACUUUGGAUGGUGCAUUCUAAAUUAAUUCAAAAUUAUUUUCCCAACUUAAAAUAGAAGUCAGUUUCUUUAGAUUCAAACUUUGUUGGUAUGUUUUUGGUUUCUGCACCCACCUGAAUCCUUUAAAAUAGUAAAAAACCAGGUUUUGAUGGUUCAAACACCUUCUAACAUUAGGUUAUACCUGGAUGUUACAUUAUUCUCUUUUCACAGCUUUCUAUCCAAUUUUAAACCAACCGGAAGAUUAACCUGUUUUCCCCUCUCCUGCUUUUGAUAUAAUUUCAGUCAAAGUUCAACCGAACAAAGGGAUCCGAUUGCUUUGUCUCUUUCUAUUCAUAUGGUACACUUAUUAAUUAAUUAUCUAAAAAUAUUUGUAAAAAUAACAGAAAACAUUUCAAACAUUCAUAGACGAAUGAGCUUAAAACAUAAGAAGGCAUCAAGAUGCAUUACAUUUCUUCUUUUUUUUUUUUUUUACAAAAACAUGUUGUUGAUUAUCAAUCUUUUGGGGGGGGGGG
Molecule: messenger RNA, 3715 nt
Organism: Oryzias latipes (Japanese medaka)
Lineage: Eukaryota; Metazoa; Chordata; Actinopteri; Beloniformes; Adrianichthyidae
Product: porcupine O-acyltransferase
Biological process (GO): Wnt protein secretion; lipid modification; protein palmitoylation
Cellular component (GO): endoplasmic reticulum; membrane
Molecular function (GO): Wnt-protein binding; palmitoleoyltransferase activity
Source: RefSeq, a predicted model, not a curated record